UCAUUCGCUCGACAACAUCAAAUAAGUGAACAACACCAAGUAGAAAAUAAGUUAAAAGUGAAAAAAGUGUGAGAAAAGCAGUGAUAAAUAAUUCAGUGCCGUGUUCGACCCGCCUUGUACAAAAUGUCGAUCUUUGACCAUCCCGACCAGCUGAAAAUGCUGCAGGACCUCCUGAAUCCCAAUCAGAGGAGAGGUGGCAUCGACUACAGCAGCAGCGAGGAUGAGGAGGAAUCCAUGGUGGCUCGCAAGCUGAAUCCUGGUUCAAUUGGGCCAGGUGGAGCAGCAAAUACUUCCGCUAAAGCCAAGCGAAAAAAGAAGCCCAAUGCUUAUGCGACUCCUUUGGUUGAGGAGGAGAAAAAGCAGCCGACGAAUCUGGAGGAAUGGCAGGACCAACAGGAGCGUGAGGACAACGAUAUACUCGAAACUCGAAAGAGUCCCGAGUACACGAUGACCUAUCGGCAAGCUGUGGGCACCGAGGACGUCUUCCUGCAGAUGGGAAAUCGAACGGGUUCCUCGGCGAGCUGUGAAGAUCUCAUCUUGGAAAUUUCGCUGCCAGACGAGGAGAUGGCAGCUGACAAGAUGACGCUCAACUUGCAGGAAACGGAAGUGGAUCUGGGGACUUGUUUGUACCGCCUGCGAUUACCGCUCCCUCAUCCCGUCGAUGUAGAUCGUUGUCAGGCCAAAUACGAUACUGAACUAAAGAAACUGCGGCUCACAUUACGGCUCAAAAGGGAGCUAGACUACGUAAACUUUUAAAACUGCUCUUCAGCAUAACAGGUUCUAUAUUUACACAACACUUCAAUCAACAAAAACAUAACCAUAUCCCAUUAUCUUCACACGCACUACUUAUACACACGCACUACUUCUACACACAUAGCGCUGCCAUUUUUAGGAAAAAUAUAUCAAAAUUUUCUGUGGACCGAA
Molecule: messenger RNA, 924 nt
Organism: Drosophila ficusphila
Lineage: Eukaryota; Metazoa; Arthropoda; Insecta; Diptera; Drosophilidae
Gene: Dnaaf6
Product: dynein axonemal assembly factor 6
Exons: 3
Coding region: 124-756 (210 amino acids)
Biological process (GO): axonemal dynein complex assembly
Cellular component (GO): cytoplasm
Molecular function (GO): protein-folding chaperone binding; dynein intermediate chain binding
Source: RefSeq, a predicted model, not a curated record